UGUCCGGAUGUCGAGAACAUUGUGGAUAUCUAGUAGCGUAGUGUGGAUAUCUAGUAGCGUACACGAUACCAAGGUCAUACCGACAUGCCUGUACCGGAAGUGCUUUGAGUGACUUGUGAUUCUUGUCUGCAUCUUGGAAUAGUUUACAUACGUGUGGUGGUAGGGAGACCAUUCAGGAUGGGGUACAGUUGCCACGGGCUGCUCACACAGCAGUCUGCCGUGCUGUUUGUCGCAGCGGUUCUCACGUUGUUGUCUGGGACCGACGCCCAGUCUCUGAAGAUCACCCUCGGGCCGCUGAAGGAGGAGCAGAAGACCGGCACGUUCGUGGGCAACAUUGCCGGCGAGACGGCAAUUGCCAAGCAGGUGUCGCCGGCCGAGUUCAGCACGCUCCGGUUCGAGUUUCUCGACCCCUCCAACCGUGGCACGCACCUCUUCUCCAUCAACGGUCGCUCGGGGACGCUCUACACCCAGACGACCAUCGACCGGGAGUACAUCUGUGACGAUAUGGUUGAGUGCCAGAUCAAGUUUGACGUCACGGUCAACUCUGACGUCACGGACUUCCUGCGUCUGGUGGAGGUGACCAUCAACAUCAUGGACAUCAACGACAACACGCCCGCCUUCGAGAAGGAGGAGAUCGUCCUUGACAUUCCGGAGAACAACCCGGAAGGGCUGACCAAGCCCCUGCCGUCCGCCAUUGACCGAGACAUGGGCGAGAACUCCGUGCAACAUUACACACUGCUGAACCCCACGGAACUGUUUUCCCUGAACGUAGAGCGCCGGCUCAACUCCAAGUUCCGUGUGUCGCUGGUGGUGAAUGGCGUGCUGGACCGUGAGAAGAUGGACCGUUACACCCUGUUGGUCGCCGCCACUGACGGGGGACCCCAGCCCAUGACAGGUACCCUGACCGUCCACAUCAACGUGACCGACGUCAACGACAACACGCCCGUCUUCACCCAACAAGACUACUCCUACAGCGUCGUGGAGACCGCCGGCGUCGGCGACGUCGUGGGGAAGGUCACGGCCACCGAUAAGGAUUAUGGGAAAAACAGCGAAAUAAGGUACACGAUGAUAUUGGCCGCACGCGACUCACGCGCGCGUGAACUGUUCACCAUCGACCCAUUCACAGGUGAAAUCACCAUCAAGUCACCACUACAGUAUGACGCGGGUAAGACAUUCGAGGCCGUGGUGGAGGCCCGGGACAGGGGCGACAACCCCCGGAUAGCUGAGGCCAAGCUGACCUUGACCAUCGUGAACGUGGGCAACAACGCCCCCCGCCUGGAGAUCAAGCUACAGAAGACGCUGGACGAGGAGACGGUCAUCAUCUCGGAGGGCGCCAAGAACAGCACCUUCGUCGGCAAGUUGACCGCCACGGACAACGACCCUGGCGCCAGUGGUGAGGUCGUCUGUAGGUCAGCUCACCCCUGCUUCAAGACGGAGAAUUUCGGCGACUACUACGCUAUCAUCAUGAAUGGCUCCCUCGACCGCGAGCAGGCGGACAAAAUUGACGUCAAGCUCGUCUGCAACGACAAGGGGUCGCCGCCCAAGACGUCAUCCAUCACGUUCAAGGUCGUCAUCUCAGACAUCAACGACAACCCGCCGUCCUUCAGCCAGACGACAUACGUCGUCAACAUCACGGAGGAGAACGUCAUCGGCAAGCAGAUUUUAAAGCUGACGGCUGACGACCCGGAUGCUGGCAUCAACAAAGUCUUCACGUACUCCCUCUUCCCCAAGGAGAACACCGUCUUCUCCAUCGACAGGGAGAGCGGGAUCCUCAAGGCCAGGACCACGUUUGACCACGAGGUGGAGAAGCGGCUCAACGUCAUCGUCAUAGCUACAGACGAGGGUCAGCCAGCGCUGGUCAGCACGGCAACGGUGGUGGUCAAUAUAUUGGACAUCAACGACAACUACCCCGAGAUCACCACACGCGAGCUGCGAGUGCCCGAGGGGGGCGGGACGAUGAAGCGGAUCGGCAAGCUGGACGGCUCAGACAAGGACUCUGGUCUCAACUCCAAGCUGGUCUUCUCCAUGCCGCCCACCGAUGACGUCAGCGGCCAGACUUUCCGUGUGGACCCUGACGGCACCGUCUUCGCCAUUCCGGAACUGGACCGUGAGAAACGGGACCGGUACACCCUGCACCUCGAGGUCAGGGACCGGGGGGUGGAGCCCAAGAAAAAGUCUGGAAUCGUCACUGUCAUCGUAGAGGACGUCAACGACCACGCCCCCGUGUUCCACUUCCCCACCCAGAAAAACCAGACCGUCUCGUUUUUGUGGUCACUCCCGCCGAAUCGCGAGAUCACGCGGGUUAACGCGACGGACGAGGAUCUCGGCGAGAACCGGACCAUCUCCUACUUCAUCUACUCCGGCAACAAGGGCGACCUGUUCGCCAUAGAGGAGCAGUCCGGCAUCCUGUACCUCCAGCGGCGGGUCAAGUCGUCGGACGACCACGUCCACAGGCUGAUGGUGGCGGCACACGACCGGGGGGUGGAGCACAGGGAGAGUCAGGCCUACCUAGAGGUCAUCAUCGACUUGACCAACGCCACCUUCGCCGCGCUAAACGACAAGGCCGUGGAGGAUAAGUACAUCCUUAUUGCCGGCAUCGUCGCGGGCGCCACUCUGCUGUUCUCUAUCGUCAUUCUCGUCAUCAUUUUCAUCAUCCGCCGGGGUAACAACCGCCGCCCGUCCCCUCCCCCGGAGAAACACCCCGACUGGCAGGUGGUGAAGACGGGGAUCCAGGAGGAGGGAGGGAAGGGGGAGGUGGAGAAGGUGAUCGCCUGGAGGGGUUCGGACAUUGACAUGGACAUGAAGGAGGAGGAGGAGAGGGGGCUAGGGGGGAGCUACACGCCAGACACGCAACCGGAUGUUACUAAAACCGGAAAUGACGGGACUUUUAAAAAACAAUUGGCCAGCGGUGGCUCCCCCUGGCAUGAUGAUGGGAUCCUGCACGGGCAGACGAUUGGGAUCGGGCUCGACCCCUACAGGAAGCAGGAUUUUUACACCUUCUGUAAGGUACGCAGCAAUCCCCAUGACGACGGCAACAGCGUCACUUCCGGUGAGACAACGACCAGUGACAGUGGGCGUGGCGGAAGUGAGGACGAUAUUCCGCUGCCACCUAUAGCCGAAUGUUCGCCAGAGCUCAACAGUAACCAUAGCAGCCCGAAACACGCCGUAGAAUACCGACCAAUAACAACGCUGCCUUUAAACAACCUGAGUCGCCAGCCAAUCAAAUCAGACUACAGGACGAUGCCAUCUUUAACCAGCUUCCGCGGACCGGAUAUCAAGCUGUAUCCCGUGGCCACGUCACAUCCGCUCCACGGCGAGACGGCCUUGACCCAGACGUACCCCUACAACGGCGACAAGGUCCAUCCGUCAUCCCGGCCUGGACCCGCCUACACCAGCCUCACGCAGGUGCCAUCCAGCAAAAACUCUGGCACCAACCGUCACGUGACAUUCUCGACCAAUCAGAGCCGGGGUCAGAGGGAGGAGGCGUCCACCUUCGGCAGGCGGUCACCCUUCGGGCCGGGGUACGAGAACCUCCUACCGGAAGUGGGGGGCUUGUACAUCAGCCUGCCCAGGAGCGUGGACGAUGACGACGGCAACACCACCACUUCUGGGAGCUACACCAUUGACUCCGACAACCUCAAUGACUCCAUCACCUCCGCGUGAGUCGAAACACGCGCAACUGUGCUAAUCGCCAAAAAUACUGACUCUGACCAUCGGAUGCGACAUCCGGUAAACUGUACUCGGAGAAAGGGGCGUGUCUGACGGCCACCCUCGCAAUCUGUUAUCUUGCAGAGAUUUAGGUUAGUCUGACCUUUCGCUCUGAUUCCACCAGUGCCUGGCACCAUACACCCCAACAAGACGGACCCUGGGGCGUCACCCCAACAAGACACGGACCCUGGGGCGCCACCCCAACAAGAGGAACCCUGGGGCGCCGGCUUCAAUACUGUAGCCCCC
Molecule: messenger RNA, 3954 nt
Organism: Physella acuta
Lineage: Eukaryota; Metazoa; Mollusca; Gastropoda; Physidae
Product: protocadherin gamma-A10
Biological process (GO): homophilic cell-cell adhesion
Cellular component (GO): plasma membrane
Molecular function (GO): calcium ion binding
Source: RefSeq, a predicted model, not a curated record